AUGCAGCUCACCAAUCUGUUCAUGACCCUCGCGGCGACUCUCUCUGUCGCCAACGCUUACAAAGUCACCACCGACGGUGUCAACUGUCGCAAGGGCGCCUCCACGAGCGAUGCCUCUGUAACCACAUACGACAACGGCGAGGACGUCAACAUCACCUGCCAGACCAACGGCCAAAGCAUCCAGGGCAACACCAUCUGGGACAAGACCGAUGACGGCUGCUACGUCUCCGACUACUACGUGAAGACCGGCUCAGACAGCAUGGUCACCAAGGACUGCGACGGCGGCUCUGACAGCGGCAGCUCUUCGUACCAGGGCGAGAUCAGUCGCAAGGAGAUCCUCAAGCGUGCUGAUUACUGGAUCUCGCGCCACAUCCCAUACUCCAUGAGCGCCUACUACUCCGACCCCGAUGGCCGCAAAUACCGCACCGACUGCUCGGGCUUCGUUAGCAUGGCUCUCCAUGCAUCUGCCCCAGGUCUCAGCACCGUCAGCCUCCCGGAUAUUGCGAAGUCUAUCUCGUGGGAUGAUCUCCAGCCCGGUGACUUUGUUGGCACCCUUGGAUCCGGUACUGGCGGUGCUGAUGGCCAUGUCACUCUGUUCAAGUCCUGGACCGACAGCUCCAAGAAGAAGUACAAUACCCUUGAGUGCCAGGGCACCUACGGCUGUGUUGCAGACAAGCGCGAGGUUAGCUGGAAGGUUGGCAGCCACACGGCCAAGCCCUACCGCUACGAGAAGGUGAAGGAUUAA
Molecule: messenger RNA, 744 nt
Organism: Aspergillus puulaauensis
Lineage: Eukaryota; Fungi; Ascomycota; Eurotiomycetes; Eurotiales; Aspergillaceae
Product: putative NlpC/P60-like cell-wall peptidase
Exons: 1
Coding region: 1-744 (247 amino acids)
Source: RefSeq, a predicted model, not a curated record